AUGGUUUUCUUCUCAUGCGGAUUGUGUGGUGAGCAAAUUAAGAAACCUAAAGUCGAAAAGCAUUUGGGACGAUGCCGCUCAAAUGAAUUGACUUGCAUUGACUGCAACGUCACGUUUAACAGAAUGUCUUACGAUGGGCAUAAAUCGUGUGUUACUGAAAAUGAAAGAUAUGGAGGCAAAGACUACGUUGAAAAAGGAAAUAAGGGCGACGAAAAGCAGCGAAUUUGGCUUGAGAAGAUAACCACGGCGAUGAAAAAGGCGAAAUUAAGCCCAGCUGGAAUGAAGGUUUGGAAAAUGCUCGAAAAUGGAGGUUUCGAAAAUAUUCCAAGAAAGGAAAAGAAGUUUGUCAACUUUGUUAAAAACUCGCUGAACAUGCGGGAUACAGGCGGCAUUGACGAAGUUUGGAAGAUCUUCGACGCUGCUUUUGAGAAGCAAACCCCAACAACGCCGGCUAAGAAAGCCAAAAGUACAGCAGUAGAAGUGAAAGCGACAGGAGAUAAGCCAUGGUGGGAACAAUUUACUCCUACCAAAAAGAAGAGUGGCAAAGAAUCUUCAAGCUCCGAUGCUGAUUCUGAGUCCGAAGAGGAAAAACUUGCGAAAAAGACGCCACAGAAAAAGAAGACUGUAACGAAGCGAAAGAAAGAGAGUAGCUCUUCAAGCUCAGACUCUGAAGAAGAGCCAGCUCCUAAAAAGGAAGUCAAGAAAGUCAAAAAUGAAGCCAAGAAAGCGCCGAAGAAAGUGAAAUCCUCAUCGUCGAGCUCUGACAGUUCCGAUGAGGAAACGCCGAAAGCACCAGCAAAGAAGAAGUCAAAAGUUGAAUCCAAGAAAGCUCCUAAGAAGGAAUCAUCGUCUGAAUCUUCUUCGAGCGACGAGGAAGAUGCGCCUAAGCAGACUUCGAGCCCGCUGAAAAAGAUCGUCAAAAAAGUGCCGAAAAAAGCCGAGUCAAGCCCUGAUACGAGCUCUUCCGAAGAAGAUGCUCCAAUUAAAAAGAAAAAGACUCUCCCACCUAAAAAGACCUCUCCUGUAGCCAAACCUGUGCCAAAGAAAGUGGCCGAAAAUAGCUCUUCUGAAUCAUCAUCAUCGUCGGAGGGAGAGCGAAAGGCGCCAAAGAAGGCUCCUGUGAAAAAGCAACAAAACAAAAAGGCGAAAGAAUCCAGUUCUUCGUCUUCAAGCUCAUCCGAGGAAGAACCCGCGCCCAAAAAGAAAGUCGAAGCUAUAAAAGCCCCUGUUAAAAAGACUCCGGCGAAGAAGGAGUCUAGCUCGUCUUCUAGUAGCUCCUCUGAAGAUGAACCUGUGCCAAAGAAAAAAGCUCCUGUGAAAAAACUGCCAGCGAAAAAAGCCGAAAGCUCUUCAAGUUCGAGCUCAUCUGAAGAUGAAGCUCCCGCUCCGAAGAAAGUAGUUGCUGCGGCUCAAAAGAAGAAGGCAACAGCGAAGGAGUCCAGCUCUUCUUCUAGCUCUGAGGACGAAAAGCCCGCUCCUAAGAAAGUUGCACCCUUGAAAAAAGCUGCCCCAGUGAAAAAGCCUCAAGAAUCCUCUUCGAGCAGCUCUUCAUCGUCGGAAGAUGAAAAACCAGCUCCCAAAAAGUCUGCGACUCCGGCAAAGAAAAAGGUCCUGACAAAGAAAGUGCAAGCUUCAUCUUCAAGUAGUUCCUCCUCAUGCUCCGAGGACGAGGCCCCCGCCAAAAAGAAAACGCCAGUUGUAAAGAAAUCUCAGCCUGCUAAAAAGGCCAAAGAAUCAUCAUCGAGUAGUUCUUCUUCAUCGUCAUCAGAGGAGGAGAAGCCAGUUGCUAAGAAAAAGGCCAAAGUAACAAAAGAUGCAACAUCUGAUUCUGAAGACGACUCAGCAUCAAGUGGUAUUGGAUCAGAUGAAGACGCAAGCCCUGUCAAAAAGCUGAAAAGCCUCAAACACCAAACAAAAAAAGUCCACUCGAACAAGGAUGACUACAACAAGGAGCGUGACUCAAGAACGAUCUUCAUCAAGAAUCUGCCAUUUGACACGACUGUCGAUGACUUGUGGCAUGUUUUUGGAAAAGACGAAGAAAUGACGAUUGAUUGCCGCUUUAUCAUGAACCGUGAAACUGGAACGCAUAAGGGACUCGCAUUUGUCGAAUACGCGUCAAGAGAAAAGUGCGUUGAGAUGUUGGAGAAAAAGUGGAAAAUGAACGGACGCCCGGCGAUCGUCAUGCAAGCUGGAACAAAGAAGCCGGCUACGAAUGGCACGCCUGGGCCAAACUCCGGUCUCAGCCAAGAUGAACGCGACUUACGAACGCUUUUUGUCAAGGGACUUCCCUUUUCGUCUACUCCUGAUGAUUUGGUCGAGCUGUUUGGUUGUCUACAAGCCCGAUUGCUCAAAGAUCACGCUGGACAAUCCAAAGGAAUGGCUUUCUGCGAGUUUGAAACCCCCAGCGCAGCGGAUGAGGUGUACAACUACGCAGACGGGUACGAACUUGGCGGAAGAUGGUUGCAGUUGGACAAACUCCGCCCAAAAAGUCAAAUGAAUGGCGGAUCAACUCUAAAAUUUGAAUUGCAAAUCGGAGAUGAUCCGAGAUGUUUGAGCAUUGAGGCAGCGGCGGAGAGCAAGGUUGACUGGACUUAUGUUUUUGAAGAGAGGGAUCAGAAGACCAGAGAAUGGGUCUUGACAAAGGAAAAGCAGGGAGUUCAUAUUGAAGUCACGCCAAAAGGUGAUGAGUACCCACUUCUCAGCAAGUCUUAUUCUGGUAAAGGAAAGUUUGUGUACACCACGCAAAAACAUGGAAUGCAUACAAUCUGUUUUUCACCGGCAAAACUGCAGGAAGAGAAUAUUCGACUUACCCUGUCCCGAAAAAUUGGCGCUUUUGAAAACGAGGAGAUUAUCGCAGAAAUCGACGAUUUCUUCCAUUUUUCCGAGGCCGAAAAAGUGACGAAUCUACAGUUUGAAUUUGGAAAGACGAAAAACCGAGUGGAUCAGAUUUUAAAGGAGCUCAAUUAUCAGCGAUCGAGAGAAGGCGAUUUCCGAGAAAUCAGUCAAGAAGUGAAUGAUGCUGUCUUGAAAUUUGCUUUUAUACAGGUUCUUGUUUUGGUUAUUCUGGGCGGAUGGCAAAUUUACAACCUCAAAUCAUUCUUUCUCUCGAAGAAACUAGUCUAG
Messenger RNA from Oikopleura dioica, 3123 nucleotides. NCBI's taxonomy places the organism in Eukaryota, Metazoa, Chordata, Appendicularia, Copelata, Oikopleuridae. The record is from the annotation of a GenBank genome assembly.